UCUGUCGUUACGUCGAGCAGCUGGACUCAGUUAAAGUUGCCUGAAGUCCAACUAUCUACUUCUGAGAUACAUUUAAACUCACCGCCGCCAUGGCAGGACUAAGUUUUGUGAUCUCCAUGUCUGUGGUGACGCUGUUUUGGGGUUUAGUUGGAGGAGUGCUGCCCUGGUUUAUCCCCAAAGGACCAAACAGAGGAGUGAUUGUCACAAUGCUGGUGUUAACUGCUGUUUGCUGCUACCUGUUCUGGCUGAUCGCGAUUCUGGCCCAGCUGAACCCCCUCUUUGGACCUGCUCUGUCCACUGACACCAUCUGGUACCUGAGAUAUCAUUGGCCUUAACUGCCCCCCCUCCACAUCUCCAGGUAGAGAGGAGCUGAUGCUGCUGCAAACCAAUGGAGCAUUCACCUUUCACUUCAUGCGGAGGUUAUUUCUCCUGAACCGCCUUAAACUCUGUUCCCUGUGUGAUUACUGAGUGAUGUCCACACUGGUGCCUUGUACAAAAAAAAUCAUUCCCAAAGGACUCUGAAAAAUCUUGCUGAAUGUGUUUUACGUUAAAUUAAAGCAACCCUGACGUGGUGAUGUUUGGUAUAUAUUAUGUAUAUUGUGUUUAAUGCUAUUGUGAGUAUAAAUGACCUUGCCAUUAAAAAGUUGUGUGGCUUGUUUGA
Molecule: messenger RNA, 661 nt
Organism: Scomber scombrus (Atlantic mackerel)
Lineage: Eukaryota; Metazoa; Chordata; Actinopteri; Scombriformes; Scombridae
Gene: atp6v0e1
Product: ATPase H+ transporting V0 subunit e1
Exons: 4
Coding region: 90-335 (81 amino acids)
Biological process (GO): proton transmembrane transport
Cellular component (GO): proton-transporting V-type ATPase, V0 domain
Molecular function (GO): proton-transporting ATPase activity, rotational mechanism
Source: RefSeq, a predicted model, not a curated record